Dicrocoelium dendriticum is the source of this 561-nucleotide messenger RNA. NCBI's taxonomy places the organism in Eukaryota, Metazoa, Platyhelminthes, Trematoda, Plagiorchiida, Dicrocoeliidae. The record is from the annotation of a GenBank genome assembly.
AUGGGAGCUCCUACAUCGGAUCGAAUAGCGGUAAUGUUGACCGGUUUUGCUUAUGAAAAUGGCAAGCAAAUUUUAUGGGAUGAAGCAUACGAAGAAGGAGAAAAUUUGAAAUCUACCUUGCUGUAUUAUUCUAUAUUCAGAACAAGUCUAAAAGCGUUGGAGCAAAAUUCAGCUAUCCGUGAAGCCCUCUAUAAUUUCAGACCACAUGAACCCCAGAAAGGCUCUGCUCUCAUUAAAAUUGAGCUCGUAUUUAAUAAAACAGAAUUAGAACGCCAUAAAAUAAGUUACAAAUCAGCAGAAUUUUUGAGAACAAUUUUUGAUCUCUUCAAAUCUUAUGCAACCUGGGGUGAAGUGGGUGACCAAAGUUAUUUUGGUACAAUAACGGAAAUUACAAGUGAGGUCGACAACAAUACAUACUCUUUUUAUCCGAAUGAGGUCUUCACGCGUUCUGAAGAAAGAACACAUUAUUUCCAGUCACUAUGUUCAGGUUCCUCGGCUAACCGUCUAGCAAGACACAUAUUUAUUUUCCUGCUGAUGAAAUACACAAGGACUUUACUGUGA